AUGCAUUUUCUCGGGAAGCUUGCGGGAUAUCCCCGCCUAAUUCUGGCCGGGAACCCCUCUAAGUUCGACUUGGGAAUGUUGCUGUCAGGUAUAGCAUGCGCUAUAGGAUCUGGUGUACCAUUCCCAAUUAUCGGUAUUAUUUUCGGUGAACUACUCGAUGACUUCAAUUCCGUCACCUGCAAUGAAUCCGACUCGUCUGGAUCGGAUUCAAAUGCUGGUUACGCCAGUAGCAUCAACAGCAAGAUUCUCCUGAUAUUCUACCUGGCUAUUGCGCAGUUUGUCUUGAUAUAUGGCCAUCUAACAUGUUGGACAAUGUUCGGCUCUCGACUGGCGCAGAGAUUGAGGGAAACUUAUCUGCAAAAUCUUCUCCGCCAAGAACCAUCGCACUUUGACGAUCUUCCCCCAGGCGAAGUUGCAUCUCGUCUCAGCAGCGAUAUCCAGACAAUUCGCUCCGGUACUUCCGAGAAGGUGGGGAUUGUUUUGGGUAGUCUUUCAUUCUUCGUCACCGCAUAUAUUGUGGCGUUUAUCAAGUACUGGGAGCUCGCCGCCAUUCUUAUCUCGUUGAUUCCCGCAUACCUCCUGAUGUCCUUCGUCGGAAGUCAUUAUAUCGAAAAGUACUCGGCGCUUAUGUCAGACUAUGCAGCUUCUGCUGCCUCCAUUGCAUCUGAAGCUCUGAACAAUAUUGUUGUGGUUCAGGCCUUUGGCGCCAAUGCUCGGUUGGAGAAUAAGUUCUCCACGGCUCUCAAAGCGGCAGAGAAUGCCGGCCUCAAGAAGGCAACGGCAGUUGGCACUCAAUCGGGUGUACUGUACUUUAUUGCUUACGGUGCGAAUGGCUUGGCAUUUUGGCAAGGUGCCCAACAUGUUGCCGAUUCAGUGAGAAACGGCACUCAUGGUGUUACUGUUGGUGCAACAUUCACGGUAAUCUUCGUUUUGAUUGAAGCUACUCUGCUUUUGAGCCAAGUCGCGCCGUUCCUACAUCUGUUCGUUCAAGCCGUUGCCUCAUUUGCAAAAUUGCGUGAAGACCUUGACCGCGAGCCCUUAAUUGAUGGAACAUCUGAGUCUGGUAUUCGCCUGACUGAAGCAAAUGGUGGUUUUGAGCUGAAGAAUGUUUCAUUCACCUAUCCAUCGCGUCCUGAGAUUACUGUCCUGGAUCGCAUCAGUAUUUCAUUACCAGCAAAGAAGCACACUGCUCUUGUAGGCCUUUCAGGAAGUGGAAAAUCUACGAUUGCCGGACUUGUCACGAGACUUUAUGAUCCUACAGAAGGCCAGAUUCUCUUUGAUGGACAUGAUGUCAAGGACGUGAAUCUCCGCGACUUGAGAGGAUUCAUGAGCUUGGUACAGCAGGAGCCGUCUCUUUUGGAUCGCUCCCUUUUGGAAAAUAUCGCACAUGGGUUGAUCAAUUCGAGUAAUGCCAAUCAUGCCCAUCUGAAGAUGACGCUUUUGAGCUCCGAAGUGGCAGACUUGGCGAGUGAUGUGAGAGAAGGAAAGGAUAUUCUGGCUGCUGCACAGGAGCGAGGUCCCGAGCUUGUUGAAAUUGUGAACCUUGUCCAACGGGCAGCGACGCUUGCUGAUGCCGAUGAUUUCAUCGUCAAAUUGCAACACGGCUAUGGUACCCUUGUUGGAUCGAGUGGCCGGCUCAUCAGCGGGGGUCAAAAGCAACGAGUCUCUCUUGCCCGGGCUCUCGUCAAAGAUCCGGCAGUUCUUAUUCUAGAUGAAGCCACAGCUUCUUUAGACUCUCGAAGCGAGCAGCGCAUCCAAAAGGCCAUCAACAACAUUGCUACUGGGAGAACAGUGAUCACAAUUGCCCACCGUCUGUCUACAAUUACGAGCGCUGAUAACAUUAUUGUCAUGCAUAAGGGUAAUCUUGUGGAGCAAGGCAACCAUGCGACCUUGAUGGCUUUGGAUGGCUCGUACGCCGAAUUAGUCAAACUGCAGACUCUCCGUUCAAACGACAAUGAAACAACCUCGAACAAAGAUACGGCUAGCAAGCCGGACGACGUAUCUUUAACCGACACUGAAAACGAGAAAACAAGCUUCUUACCCGAUCACGUCGGCAAGGAAGAAGAGACCCAGAUCUCAACUGCCGAAGCACCCGCCGCCGAAUCUAUCAAAGAAAUGGAAGAGCCAGAAACACCACGAAAAUCUCUCUGGGAGCUUUGCAAAGGAUAUGCCCCAGCACUCAGACCUCACCUGCUCAUAAUUUUCAUGGCUCUACUUGGGGCAACUAUUGUGGGUGGGGCUUUCUCUGGAGAAGCUGUGAUUUUUGGAAAUACUGUUGGAAGUUUGAACCCCUGUAAAGGAGCGGGUUAUAUCAGUUCUCGAGGUGACUUCUUCGGAUUGAUGUUCUUCGUCCUUGCAAUCAUUGAAUUCUUUGCGAACUUGGCCAGCUGGGCCGGGUUUGGUUGGGUGUCUGAGAAAAUUGUCUACUCGGUCCGAGUGCUGUCGUUCCGGUCACUGUUUGAGCAGGAUCUUCAAUGGCACCAAUCUAAAGGCAGAACUCCUGCUUUACUUCUAUCUUAUAUCACCAGAGAUGGCAACGCCCUUGCCGGGUUGAGUGGUUCUGUUAUCGGCUCGUUGUUCUCUAUCAGUGUAAACCUUAUUGCAGCGAUUAUCUUGACCCACAUUAUUGCCUGGAAGAUUGCAUUGGUGUGUCUGUCCUUGGUACCACUUCUUCUUGGAGCUGGUUUGAUGGAGCUCCAUGUCCUCGGAAAAUUCGAGGAACGCCACGAAAACGCCUACACCAAAUCUGUGGACAUCGGCACCGAGGCAAUUGCAUCCAUCAAGACGAUUGCAUCUCUUUCUCUAGAGGAAGUGACGCUUAGGACAUACCGCCGUUCUUUGAAGGGACCUCGACAGGAAACCCUCAAAGUCACACUGCAAGCAAGCCUUUGGCAAGCAUUGACAUAUUUCCUCGGAAACUGCGUAAACGCUCUCGCGUAUUGGUGGGGUGCUAAGCAGAUCCUUUCCGGUACAUACACCCAGACUCAAUUUUUGAUUGUCGUUUUCUCUCUCCUAGUCAGCGCACUCCUUUGGAGUCAGAUGUUCGCCCUUGCACCGGAGCUGUCUAAUGCCCGCGCAGCUAUGGCAAGAAUCUUGAGUCUGAUUGAGAUUGGCUCUGACAAAAUGCAAGGAAGUAUUUCUCUUACAGAUCCGAAUGAAAGGGAUCUAGAGGCGAUAAGUGAGCCGAAGCCCACUAUUCAGUCUGGUGCAUCAAGCGUGCAAUUCCGUGACAUCCAUUUCGCCUAUCCAGCACGGCCAGACAUUAAUGUACUGAAUGGCCUUAGCCUUGAUAUUCGACCCGGAAAGUUUUGCGCGCUUGUUGGACCCAGCGGGGCUGGUAAAUCAACUAUCAUUUCUUUGGUAGAAAGAUUGUAUAUUCCGGAGUCCGGUGCCAUACUGAUUGAUGGUAUUGAUGUGACAAAACAUCAGGGUGCUCGACCUGGCCAUGAAGUGAGCAUGGAGGAGAUUGAAGAGGCUUGUAAACUUGCAAACAUCCACGAUGUCAUCAAGGCGUUACCCAAUGGCUACGAAACGCUGUGUGGCCCCAAUGGGAAUCAAUUCUCGGGUGGCCAGAAACAACGACUUUCGAUUGCGAGAGCCCUUGUUCGCAAGCCUAAGUUGUUGAUUUUGGAUGAAUCAACUAGUGCUUUGGACGCUGAGUCAGAAAAGCUCUUGCAAGAUGGACUUGAAAAAGCUGCUAGAGGAAUUACUGUCAUUGCAAUUGCUCAUCGCUUGCACACCAUCAGGAAGGCGGAUACAAUCUUCUUGAUUGAAGCUGGCCAGUGUAUUGACCAUGGUUCGCAUGAGGAGCUACUUGAAAGAUCAGACAGCUAUAGAGCAAACGUCAUGCAUCAAACAGUGGCAACCUGA
Messenger RNA from Penicillium macrosclerotiorum, 3870 nucleotides. Its product is annotated as ABC transporter ATP-binding protein. NCBI's taxonomy places the organism in Eukaryota, Fungi, Ascomycota, Eurotiomycetes, Eurotiales, Aspergillaceae. Gene Ontology annotation, cellular component: membrane. Gene Ontology annotation, molecular function: ATP binding; ATP hydrolysis activity; ABC-type transporter activity. Gene Ontology annotation, biological process: transmembrane transport. The transcript has 3 exons. Bases 1 to 3870 code for a protein of 1289 amino acids. The record is from RefSeq and is a predicted model, not a curated record.